AUGGAUUCAACCCGUUUCUGUCACCAACGAUCGCCAUCGUCAGAUUGGUUGCUCAGCUUCUUCUCAUUCUCGCCACCCUCCUCCGCCGCCACCAAGGAGGAGCUCAACGAGGCCAAGAUCUUUGUCGUCGUCAAGGCCCAUCCCUUCGAUUCCGAGAUCUUCACAGUCGCAUCCCAUGCAGACUUCGAGAAAGUUCGAGAGCUUGGCUUUGAUGAAGGUUCCCAUGCUGUCUCAUGCGGUAGAGAAGCAUUGGAGAAACGAAGACCUUGCUGA
Molecule: messenger RNA, 273 nt
Organism: Prunus armeniaca (apricot)
Lineage: Eukaryota; Viridiplantae; Streptophyta; Magnoliopsida; Rosales; Rosaceae
Source: the annotation of a GenBank genome assembly